AGGAAGGUUACAUAUAGGGAGGCGGAAGUACUGAGUCCUUCCUUUUCCGGCCGGCGCCGCGGCGGAGCGAGCAGCGAGAGGGGCCGCAGCCUCCGCCGCCGACAUGGCUUGUGCUCGUCCGUUAAUAUCGAUCUACUCCGAAAAGGGGGAGACGUCAGGCAAAAAUGUCACCAUGCCUGCUGUCUUCAAGGCUCCCAUUCGCCCGGAUAUUGUGAACUUCGUUCACACCAAUUUGCGCAAGAACAACAGGCAGCCUUACGCCGUGAGUGAACUUGCAGGUCAUCAGACCAGUGCUGAAUCUUGGGGUACUGGGAGAGCUGUUGCUCGUAUUCCCCGAGUACGAGGUGGUGGAACUCACCGUUCUGGCCAAGGUGCUUUUGGGAAUAUGUGCCGUGGGGGCCGUAUGUUUGCCCCAACCAAGACUUGGCGACGUUGGCAUCGUAGGGUUAAUACAACCCAGAAACGCUAUGCCAUCUGUUCUGCUCUAGCAGCUUCAGCCCUUCCAGCUCUGGUCUUGUCUAAAGGACACCGUAUUGAGGAGAUCCCAGAACUUCCUCUGGUAGUUGAGGACAAAGUGGAAAACUACAAGAAAACCAAGGAAGCUGUUCUGCUUCUUAAGAAGCUUAAAGCAUGGAAUGACAUCAAAAAGGUCUAUGCCUCUCAGCGUAUGCGUGCUGGAAAGGGUAAAAUGAGGAAUCGCCGUCGCAUCCAGCGCAGGGGACCCUGCAUCAUUUACAAUGAGGACAACGGUAUCAUCAAGGCAUUCAGAAAUAUUCCAGGAAUUACUCUUCUCAAUGUGAACAAGCUGAAUCUGUUGAGACUUGCUCCAGGUGGGCACGUUGGGCGUUUCUGCAUUUGGACUGAAAGUGCCUUCCGCAAACUGGAUGAUUUGUAUGGUACCUGGCGCAAACCUGCUAGCCUGAAGAGUAACUAUAACCUGCCGAUGCAUAAAAUGACCAAUACUGACCUUGGAAGAAUCCUGAAGAGCCAAGAGAUCCAGAGAGCCCUGCGUGCACCAAACAAAAAGAUUCACCGUAGGGUCCUCAAGAAAAAUCCACUGAAGAACUUGAGAGUCAUGAUAAAAUUGAACCCGUAUGCCAAGACACUGCGACGCAAUACUAUGCUGCGCCAUGCUCAAAACCGUAAACUCAAGGAGGAGAAAAAAGCAAAAGUAAAUGCAAAGGCUGCAGAAUAAGCCUUACCCAGUUUCAUCCAGCUGUCGUCCAGAAGCCACUUGAUAGAUUUACUACAAAUAAAAAAAAAUCUAUUAAGAUA
Molecule: messenger RNA, 1275 nt
Organism: Alligator mississippiensis (American alligator)
Lineage: Eukaryota; Metazoa; Chordata; Crocodylia; Alligatoridae
Gene: RPL4
Product: ribosomal protein L4
Exons: 10
Coding region: 104-1195 (363 amino acids)
Biological process (GO): translation
Cellular component (GO): ribosome; cytosolic large ribosomal subunit
Molecular function (GO): RNA binding; structural constituent of ribosome
Source: RefSeq, a predicted model, not a curated record